Messenger RNA from Sebastes umbrosus (honeycomb rockfish), 1365 nucleotides. Its product is annotated as chitinase-3-like protein 1. Lineage: Eukaryota; Metazoa; Chordata; Actinopteri; Perciformes; Sebastidae. The transcript has 11 exons. Gene Ontology annotation, cellular component: extracellular region. Gene Ontology annotation, biological process: carbohydrate metabolic process; chitin catabolic process. The record is from RefSeq and is a predicted model, not a curated record. Gene Ontology annotation, molecular function: chitinase activity; chitin binding. The coding region runs from base 1 to 1365 and encodes 454 amino acids.
AUGGGCAAGCUCACUGUAACUGCAGGUCUCUGUUUGGUCAUCGCCACCUUGGUCUCAGUCUCAACCGCAUCCAGAGCCCAUUCCUUGAGGCUGGUGUGUCACUUUAACCUCGAUGCUAAAAAUAGACCGACCUACGGGAAGUUCACGGUUUCAGAUAUCAAUCCGAACCUGUGUACCCACCUGAUCUUUGCCUCUGCUGACAUUAACAACCUAAAGCAUCUGGCCUACAACCAUCAAAAUGACGAAGAACACUAUUGGUCCUGUAAUGGACUCAAAGCCAGAAAUCCAAAGCUCAAAACCCUGCUGGCGGUUGGUGGCUCGACCUUUCACACACAAAAAUUCACUACAAUGGUGGCAACAGAAGCAAACAGAAAAACGUUCAUCGAAUCUGUUAUCAGACUACUGAGAUACUAUGGGUUUGAUGGGCUAAACGUUGACUGGAGGUACCCUGGAAGCGCAUACAAGCAGAAAUUCACACUGCUGUGCAAGGAGCUCAAGGAGGCCUUUUUGGCUGAGUCAAAACUAACUGGCCGUGACAGUUUAAUCGUCACUGCGAGUGUCUCUGCUAUGAAAGCAACCAUCGAUGCAUGUUAUGAAGUCACAGAGAUUGCCAAGCACUUGGAUUUCAUUAAUGUCAUGACAUAUGACUUUCAUGACUCCUCGGGACGUUUCACAAGACAUCACACCCCCUUAUACAAGGGAUUGCAAGACAAUGGAGACAAUAUAUACUUGAACGCUGCUUAUGCCAUGUGGUACUGGAAGAACAGGGGAGCACCUAAAUACAAGCUAAACUUGGGGAUUGCGUUACAUGGGAAGACUUUUACGCUCUCCUCUACAUCCAGUCAUCUUGGAGCAUCAGUUAAUGGUCCUGGUAAAGGAGGCUCAUACACCAAUACAGCCGGAUUAUUGGCCUAUUAUGAGAUUUGCCAUUUUCUUCCUGGUGCUACAGUCCAGUUCAUUCCUGAUCAGAAAGUUCCAUAUGCCACUAAAGGAGAUCAGUGGGUUGGAUAUGACAACAACUACAGCCUUGUUCAUAAGGUCAAAUUUAUUAAAAACAACGGCUUUGGAGGUGCCUUUCUCACGUCUUUGGACCUGGAUGACUUUAGUGGAUAUUUCUGUAAGCAGGGCAACUACCCUUUCACCAGCCACCUGCAUUCUCUCCUGAUUCCAGCACUUAUUACAACUGUUGGGAUGGAGCAGGCCACAUCCAAAAAUGCCCAGGAGAUUUGGUCUUUAGACAAUACAGUCAAAGCUGUGACUACCCAACAACCACCACCACUGAAAACCCCUGUUAUGGAAGGCUAUAUGGGCUCUACCCCCACCCUCGUGACCCACAUUGUUAUUACAACUGUGGUCAUGGAAUAG